CCAAACAGCAAUCGGACCUGCUCAGAGAAGACAUUGGUACAAAAUAGAGGAAAAGAAGAAGGCAGAGGCACUUGAUGUCAGAACUCGUUGCAAUCUCAUUUUCACGUCUGCUGGUCAUGAAUCCUAACUGGCUGCUGAUGGUGGCCGCCAUGGCAACAGGGGUCCAUAUGGAUGAUGCGGACAACAAACUGGAUUAUUAUGGGCACUGGAACUACAGGGAAGGAGCUGACAGAGUCGACGUGGCGUCAGUACGAAGUUUGACUAAAGUUUUGGAUUCGUGGGGGAAACAAAUUUUCAAAGAAAUCAAGACUUUGCUGCAUUCGAAACCCAACACUCUGCUCCCUGACUACUCCAGGGUGCGCCCUCUAUCAGAGACAAUCAACGACCUGUUCAGAGAAAUCUCCAUGCUGCAUCUGCGUAUCACAGAACUCUCCCAUCGCCUAGCAACCCUAGAACCGUUCCUGCGUCGUCAUGGCUACCGUGAGGCGGGUGACGGGUAUGGCCUAGCUUUGGCGCGUCAGAGCCACAACACGGAGUUGAGGGCAGUCCCAAAGAAGAGGAGACGAAGGGUGAAGGUGUUUAAGAAGAAUGGGAAGGUGAGGGUGGUGCACAGUGGAUAGCUAAAGGAAGAGCGGACAGGUUUGUUAUUGAGGAACUACUUUUUUUUUGAGGAACUAUUCCUUUUUCAUGUGACAUACAGUACACAGAGUUUAUGCAUUCUUUCAUUCAGGAAAAAGCAUUAUGAGUCAUCCUCAUAAAUAUGAAUGAAUAUAAUGUAUGAAUUAAUAUGAAUAUAUGAAUAUGUUCUGUUCUUUUCAAAUACUUUGGGUUUGGAAUCACCAUCAGAAUUGUUUUUGUCUUUGUGAAUAAACAGUCCCGAGUAUUCAA
This is a messenger RNA of Doryrhamphus excisus (bluestripe pipefish), 888 nucleotides long. RefSeq lists its product as uncharacterized. Lineage: Eukaryota; Metazoa; Chordata; Actinopteri; Syngnathiformes; Syngnathidae. The record is from RefSeq and is a predicted model, not a curated record.